AUGUCGCAAGGAAAUCCCGCCUUCCCGGCUCGCAAUGUCUACGCAUCCUCGAGCAAGCUGCCCGACCGCACGGCGCAGAGACCCGGCGCAACUGCGCCGUCCCAGCAAUACACGCAAUCGACCUUCGGGCGCCGGCCCGACCAAAUAUAUCAGUACGCACAAUCGACGGCACCGCCUGUACUGCAGCAGCAGCAGCAGCAGCAGCAGCAGGCGCAUGCGAUGCCGGCAGGCCGACAGAGCACCGAGAAGGAACCCAACGCGCUGAGCGAGUUGAGCGAAGAACAGCGCGACGAAAUCAAUGAAUCGUUCUCCCUCUUCGACCUCGACCGCGACCGCCAUCUCGACUACCACGAGGUGCGUGUCGCGCUGCGGUCCCUGGGCUUCACGGUCCCCAAGGCCGAAGUCGCCCAAAUCAUGCACACGCAGGGUGUGCCCAAGCCGAAAUUCAAGAGAGGGCCCCCCGGGCGAGGCCAACAAUCAUACCACGUCAGCCAGCUGCUGCUCGCGCAGGUGCCGUUUCAGCGGAUUGCGGCGCAGAAGAUCUUCGAGCGCGACCCGACCGAGGAAGUGGAGCGCGCGCUGCUGCUCUUCGACCCCGAGCAGCGGGGAUACAUCGAGAUAGACGACAUCAGACGCGUGGCCCGCGAGCUCGGCGAGACGGGCCUUACCGACGACGAAAUCCACGCUAUGGUCGAGGAGUUUGACUACGACGGCACGGGCAGUGUCGCGAAGGAGGCCUUUUAUGCCAUCUGUUUACAAUGA
Messenger RNA from Cladophialophora carrionii CBS 160.54, 762 nucleotides. RefSeq lists its product as uncharacterized. NCBI's taxonomy places the organism in Eukaryota, Fungi, Ascomycota, Eurotiomycetes, Chaetothyriales, Herpotrichiellaceae. Gene Ontology annotation, molecular function: microtubule binding; calcium ion binding. The coding region runs from base 1 to 762 and encodes 253 amino acids. The record is from RefSeq and is a predicted model, not a curated record. Gene Ontology annotation, cellular component: mitotic spindle pole body; half bridge of spindle pole body. The transcript is spliced from 2 exons. Gene Ontology annotation, biological process: spindle pole body duplication.